Oncorhynchus keta (chum salmon) is the source of this 3035-nucleotide messenger RNA. RefSeq names its product zinc finger protein 131 (gene zbtb35). The record is from RefSeq and is a predicted model, not a curated record. NCBI's taxonomy places the organism in Eukaryota, Metazoa, Chordata, Actinopteri, Salmoniformes, Salmonidae. Gene Ontology annotation, molecular function: protein binding; RNA polymerase II cis-regulatory region sequence-specific DNA binding; DNA-binding transcription factor activity, RNA polymerase II-specific. Gene Ontology annotation, biological process: regulation of transcription by RNA polymerase II. The transcript has 9 exons. Gene Ontology annotation, cellular component: nucleus. Bases 350 to 2083 code for a protein of 577 amino acids.
CAUCUUUGAGGACGUAUUUUUCAUAUUAGCGCGGUUUAUCGAUUAUCUUGUCAAUAUAAUAGGCAAUCUUUGGUGUUAACUAGUGACAACCUAAAUGCAAAGAAUCGAAAGGGGAAGGCCUUAUGUUGCCUAGCAACACGCCUCGGCGUCCUCUGGUGUUUGCAGUGGCUUGCGGGAAUCUGAGGCCCGAUUGAGUGACCGCCCUUUUUAGACAAACGAAAGUAGAGCAACGCUGCUAGAGUCGGGAGAGAUAUAUACGCAAAAACAACUAUUUAAAGCUGCGGAACCUAACUUGAGUGUGCCAUCUUUGCAUGGAUUUCUUCCUUGUGCCUAGGUGAGGGGCUGAGCCAUGGCAGACGAGGUGGAUUGUGGCAGUGAGUUCCCAGCCCUCUAUAAAGUCAUGCUGGACAAACUGAACGAACAGAGACAGUUGGACCAGUUCACAGACAUCACUCUCAUAGUGGAUGGGCACCAGUUCAGGGCUCAUAAGGCAGUGUUGGCAGCAUGCAGUCAGUUUUUCCACAAAUUCUUCCAGGACUUCACACAAGAGCCACUAGUGGAGAUUGAAGGAGUGAGUAACUCAGCCUUCCGCCAGCUGAUGGAGUUUACGUACACGGCUACACUUGCCGUCAAUGGGCCAGAGGAGGUCAAUGACGUGUGGAAGGCAGCAGAGUACCUCCAGAUGCAGGAGGCCAUCAAGGCCCUCACCAUCAGGAUGAGUGAUGGCACUCCCGUCAGUCCGGCCCAGGACCAGGCCCUGGCGGCGGGGAAGAGCGAGAGCGAAAAGAGGAAGCCAGCGGAGACUUUUAGCGGGAUCGCGGAGACUCUUCUGUCAGUGGUGGGGGAGCAGGUGGAGAUUGAGGUGGAGAUCGGGGAGGGGGCCAUCGAGGUGGAGGAGACUGCUAUGGAGGAGGAGGUGGUGGAUGCUGCUCGGAACGCCCAGGCUGCCUCGGACGACUCGGCCCUGGCACUGCUCGCUGACAUCACCAGCAAGUACCAGCAGAGGGGGCCAAUGCUGCACGUGCUGAAGAAAGAAGGACUGGAGGAGGUGAACGAAGCACUCGGCCUCUCUAAUGCGCAUGAGAUCCAGGAGGUGGUGUCUCAGGAGGAGACAGUGACAGCUCCCAAGACUCUUGAAGGCCUGGAGGUGGUCGAGGUCCAGAUCUCUCAGCUGGACAAGAUGUUCCGCUGCAACAAAUGUGACCGCAGCUUCCGCCUCUACUACCACCUCAAACAGCACAUGCGCGCGCACGUGGCCGCCCUGGACAAGCCGCAUGUGUGUUGUCACUGCGGUAAGGCGUACAUGCGGGAGGCGGCGCUGAAGCAGCACCUGAACACGUUACAUUACGAGGCAGAGGAGCUGUCGCGCAGCCAGUCCCAGAAGAAGAAGAUGCACCUGUGUGAUUACUGUGACAAGCAGUUUGACCACUUUGGACACUUCAAGGAGCACUUACGUAAACACACCGGUGAGAAGCCGUUUGAGUGUCCAGACUGCCAUGAGCGCUUUGCCAGGAACAGCACAUUGAAAUGUCACAUGGCUGCCUGUCAAAACGGCGUCGGGGCCAAGAAGGGACGCAAAAAAGUCUACGAAUGUCAGGUGUGCAGCAGUGUGUUCAACAGCUGGGACCUUUUUAAAGACCACCUGUCGACCCACACAGGAGAGAAGCCCAACCACUGCACCAUGUGUGACAUCUGGUUCACCCAGCCUCACGACCUGCGACGACACCUCCGCGAACUGCACAGUGUCACAGACGACACACUAAUGACCCAGGAACUGGACAUCGGUGCCAUGGCAACGCAAGAGGAAGUGGCCGGGGAGGAGGACGAGGAGGGAGACGAGAGAGAGACCCUCUUACUGGAGGACGGGAUGAGGGUGGAGCAUGUUACCGUGGAGCCCGUAGACGUGGUAGUCAUGGAGGAAACGGACAUGGUGGUGGAAGAGGUGACGGAGAUGUGUGAGGAGGACGUGCAGAGACUGAAGGAGGCAGGAGUGGAGAUCCGGGUGGUGCAGGUGUCAGCGGCGGGGCAGGUGAACUCUGAGAUCCAGGUGGAGGAGGAAUCACAACAGACUGUGGAUGUAUGAAGUGGAGCUCCAUCUAAAAUCGUACCCUGUUACCCAUAAAUACAGUACCUUGGCUUUGACCAGAAGUAGUGCACUGUAUGAGGAAAGGGGUUUUAUUUGAGAUGUGCCUGCUGGUUAUGGUCAAACUGGAAAAGCUCCACCUCCUCACCCUGUUGACUAAUAGGGUAACGGACAGAGACAAGUAUUUGAAGUUGCUCACAUUUUUAGAUAUUUUUUUAGAACCUGCUCUCUAUCUAUGUGUGUCUGAGAUAUACCUGCUGAAUGCACUUACACUGACCCUGUUCAAGGUUUUGUCACAGACCGAUCAAAAGCUUUCUUUAUUUUCUUGCUUUCUUUGUUUUUUAAAAAACAUUUUAGCAUGUACAUUUGAGAUGAUCAAAAUUAAUUUGUCAAGACGGUAUGUGAUCCGUGAAGGUCCCUACUCUGUUGAAUGGUUUCACUAGCAGACGCCAGACUCUGUUGAAUGGUUUCACUAGCAGACGCCAGACUCUGUUGAAUGGUUUCACUAGCAGACGCCAGACUCUGUUGAAUGGUUUCACUAGCAGACGCCAGACUCUGUUGAAUGGUUUCACUAGCAGACGCCAGACUCUGUUGAAUGGUUUCACUAGCAGACGCCAGACUCUGUUGAAUGGUUUCACUAGCAGACGCCAGACUCUGUUGAAUGGUUUCACUAGCAGACGCCAGACUCUGUUGAAUGGUUUCACUAGCAGACGCCAGUUAUUGAUUGGAAUGCACAGUCUGUUUCACUGUCAUACAGCUGCAGACAUAUUAAGGAUGGGCCUCACUGCUGUUGCCCAGUUGGAAUCCAUCUGAAGCACAGAUCUGUUGAUAAAUCGUUCAGCGCUUGACUAAAGAGCAUGUUUUUGAUGGUGCGCAUGUCCUAACUGAUGGGGGAAUUGCUUUAAUAUUUGAAUAAAAAGAUAAUGGCUGUUAGUGUACGUAUGUUUUCUGG